Molecule: messenger RNA, 411 nt
Organism: Heterobilharzia americana
Lineage: Eukaryota; Metazoa; Platyhelminthes; Trematoda; Strigeidida; Schistosomatidae
Source: the annotation of a GenBank genome assembly
AUGUAUGAAAAUAUGGCAUUACUCAGUCCAUCAAUGGCUUUCGGUUGGUCUAGAUGGAAUAGUGAAUGUGAUGAUAGUAAUACAAUCGUGGUAACAGCUGUUGAACAUGUGGACUGUGAAGACUCGGUGGAUGAGCAUUUAUCCACUGAAUACUGUUGGUUAGAAAAUGGACAAAAUCAAAUGGAACUGUUUCGAAAAUUGCUAGUUCCUAUUACUUUUGCCACAUUCUCAGAUUGGAUCGUUCUAUGUCGAGGUUUCGACUUCAGUAUUGGUGUCAUUUCCAAUGCUAGAGUGGUCCAUCAUAAAACCUUGCACAGUGAAACUGGAGAUCAGAGUACAAUGAAACCUUUUAAAAUAUCCACAAUAUCACCUGAAAAUAAUUCAUCAUGCAUACAUGCAGAUAAAAAAUAA